This is a messenger RNA of Thecamonas trahens ATCC 50062, 984 nucleotides long. RefSeq names its product Adrm1b protein. Lineage: Eukaryota; Apusomonadida; Apusomonadidae. Gene Ontology annotation, biological process: ubiquitin-dependent protein catabolic process. The record is from RefSeq and is a predicted model, not a curated record. Gene Ontology annotation, cellular component: cytoplasm; proteasome regulatory particle, lid subcomplex; nucleus. Gene Ontology annotation, molecular function: proteasome binding; ubiquitin binding; endopeptidase activator activity. The transcript is spliced from 2 exons. The coding region runs from base 29 to 970 and encodes 313 amino acids.
CACACACAUAUCCAUACAUAUCCACCAUAUGUCUGCUGUGAAUCUGUUUGAAGCGGGUGCUGCACGGAGGACUGAGCAAGAGGCGUCGGAUGGCGCGCUGGUGUCGUUCCGCGCGGGCAAGUGCGAGUACGACGGACGGGUGGUGACGCCCGUGGCGGCCAAGGGCAAGGUCGAGCUGGUGAUGGACGAAGACUCGAUCCUGCACCUGCGCUGGACGAACCGUGAGCUGAACACGACGGUGGACGAUCUGAUCAUCUUCCCGGGCGACGCGUCGUUCUCCAAGAUCGAGGCGUGCACGACGGGGCGGGUGUACCUGCUCCGCUUCUCGUCGGGCCGCAAAAUGCUGUUCUGGAUGCAGGAGCCCAAGGCCGAAGACGACGAGGACCUGUUCAAGCGGGCCAACGAGGUGCUGGCCAACCCAUCGGCGGCCACAGGCCCGGCCGCGGACGGCCUCGGCGGCAUGGACGAGGACUCGGUCCGCUCGCUGCUCACGGCCGCAGCCACCGGCACCGCCACUCCGGCGCAGCGGGCCCAGCUGCAGCGGCUGAUGAUGGAGGCGCAGGCCGCGCGCGCCGGUGGUGCUGGUGGGCCGCGUCCGCCGACCCGGACUGCGUCGUCGGGCAGUGGCGGUGGCGGCGGCAACAUGGACUCGGCCUUCCGCUCGGCGCUCUCGUCGGCGCUGGGUGCAUCGGGCGGUGCAGCGCCGGGCGCUGGGCCGGGCCCUGGCGCCGACGCCUUUGCCGCCUCGCCCUUUGCCGCCGGCGACUUUGGCUCGGGCGAGGACGCCGAGCUUCAGGCCGCCAUCCAGGCGUCGCUGAUGGAGAUGCAGCCGGCCGAGGCGCCGGCGGCUGACGCGGACGCCGAAGCCGCGCCCAACGCCGACAAUGACGCCGACGACGACGCGCCGCCGCAGGACGGGGCGGUCGAGGACGCCGACGACGACGAGGAUGCCGAACUGUACCAGUCGUAAAACACGCACGCUUG